This is a messenger RNA of Cryptosporidium muris RN66, 810 nucleotides long. Its product is annotated as proteasome subunit beta type 4 precursor, putative. NCBI's taxonomy places the organism in Eukaryota, Apicomplexa, Conoidasida, Eucoccidiorida, Cryptosporidiidae. Gene Ontology annotation, cellular component: proteasome core complex. Bases 1 to 810 code for a protein of 269 amino acids. The record is from RefSeq and is a predicted model, not a curated record. The transcript has a single exon.
AUGCAUAGAAACGUAAUUGUAGGCUCUGGACCAGUUAUUGGAAUUAAAUAUAAUGAGGGAGUAAUGUUAGUAGCAAGCACAUUAGCUUGUUAUGGAUCAUCUAAAAUGUUCGGAGGUAUAUCUCGUUUUCACGUAAUUGGUGCAAAGUCCAGUGAUAACAAGAAUGGAAUAGAUGCAAAUAUGAUAAGUAAUGAUGAUAUUGCAUUAAUAGAGAAAAUUUCAAGUGUAGAUUUAAAUGACAAAGUGGAAUUUUAUCCAAAUGCUUAUACUGUUAUUUCUUCCACUGGUGAAUAUAGUGAUUUCCAAUAUCUGAUUGAACAAGUUGAAGAAAAGUCUUUGAAUGAUUUUUAUAAUAAUACAUUAAAAGGUCCGAAGGAAUAUUCAAAUUUUAUUAGCAAUUUACAUUAUGAAAAGAGAAAUAAGAUGAAGCCAUUAUAUAAUCAAAUAGUUAUUGCUGGUUUACAGAAGAAUAUUUCUAGUGAAUUUGAAUCUUAUUUAAGUAUUGUUGAUCAGUUUGGGACUUUAUUUUUUGAUGAUUAUGUAGGAAGUGGUUCAUCUGGAUAUUAUGGUGUUUCAUUGAUUAGACAGAAAUAUGUACCGGGGAUAAGCAAAGAUCAAGCAAAGUCUUUACUAGAAGAAUGUAUGAGAAAUAUCUUUUAUUUGGAAUGUACAGGAUCACGUAUGUUACAAUUUGUUACUAUAACAUUAAAGGGUACUACAAUAUAUCCAGCAUAUCCAGUUGAGACUACUUGGAAAUAUGAAAACUAUAUGAAGCCACAAUAUGAUAGACAUGAUUAUGUUGGCUUUUGA